CAGCAAAAACGAAGAAAAACACCUUUUGUCGGUUAAAAAUAGUAGACCCAAAAAUGUCGCUGAAAUCCACCAUCAACAAUUCCGACGAAGUUUCGGUUACCAGCAACGAGGAGGUAUUGGAUAAGCAGAAACUGUCCGAGGCAGACCUUGAACCGCUAACUCGGCGCGCCUUUGGAACCUCCUUCGUCGAUCACACCUGCCAAAUUGGGCACGACUUCGAUCUCAUUCAAUCGUCCGUUCCCGGGAAAGGCUGGUGGUCCAGGGCUUUGCGAUGGAUUAGAAAAAUAUGCUAUCUGGAUACGACUAGCUCCCAAAGUAGGGAUGUCUUCCGCAGCGACACGGCCAUGAGGAGAGAGCUAUCCAGACAAAUAACCUUUUAUUCGAAUACCAUACAUCCGUUCAGUUAUUUUAGAUUCGUGUGGGAAUGCGUGAUGAUUUUUACUUAUGCAAUAGCAUUUAUUAUUUUUCCGUACGAUGUUACAUUUUUGUAUGAUGAAGACGAAAAUGCACAGUUAAACAAAUUUCAUUUGUUGGUGUUAUUCAUAGACUUCAUUUGUCUGCUGGACAUUUGCUGCACUAUUCGAACCGGCUACUUUUAUAAACAGAAGCAACGCGUCGAGCUGUCCUCAGCGAAAAUCGUCAACCGUUACGUGAGGUUUUGGUUCUGGAUUGAUUUGAUCAGUUCGGCUCCUUAUCCACUGUUUGCUCACUAUCUCGACGACCCAAAGCUGAACCACACAAUCAUUGAGUGCGUACAUAGGCGAGAAGUUCAUCUGGGUUGUUUCUGGGACUUUUGGAAAAUGGCAUCCGUGUUGAAGCUGCUCCGAUUGGGAACAUUUCUGCGAUACAUCGAUAACGUUUAUUGGCGCUACGAAAUCCGGCGCAACGUCAAAAAAUUUACUACAGUUGCGACGAUUGUUGCCGUGAGCUUUCACUGGACCGGAUGUUUGAUGUUUAUGGUACCACGUUGCGUUCAAGGAACCGAUGUAGAUCAAGUCGACGACCAAUCUUGGUUAGCGAAAUUCAGGCUGGAAAAUCUAAACUCGUUUCAGCGUUAUAUCGAGUGCCUAUUCCGUACGAUGUAUACCCUUGGCAAAGUGACACAUAAACUGGAGACCUUCAUGACCACCGAAGAUGUCGUCUUGAUCAUUUUUACAACUAUCCUCGGUUACCUUCUUAAGGUUUACAUUUUGGCAGAGCUGUUGAUAUUCAUCCGCAUUCUCUUCUCGAGCAUAUCUCUGUUCCAUGAACGGCGUCACGAGCUACAGAACUACAUCAACCAUGAGCAGAUGGAUCCGGAAAUGGAAUCCCGGAUACUGGCCUUCUUCGACUUCAAAGUGACACGCCGAUUCAGUCGAAAGUCGCAGAUCGACGUCGCCAGUAGCAGGCAGUUCCAUUUGAACAUCCGCGAGGAAUGCGUCGGCCCGCUGCUGGGCAGUGUUUCACUAUUUCACGACACCCUUACGCCGGAAGCUGUCCGGAAAGUGCUGAUGGCAAUGAAUUACGAAAUGUACCUGAAGGACGAUAUCAUCGUUAGUGCUUCCGAAGGUAAAGAGGGCUCCAAAAUGGUUUUUGUAGUCCGUGGAACGGUUGCCGUCUUCACCUCCAGCUGGAAGGAAGUUCUACAUUUGGAAGAUAACGAACACUUUGGCGAGUAUCAAUUGGUGUUGGAUGAUGGAUUUAUGAAAUAUCCCAACAUAGUGGCGAUUGAGGCUAGUCAAAUCUACGUUCUGUCUCGAAUGGCCUUCCAGCAGGUCAUGAUCCAAUUUCCGACGGCAUUCGGCGCAAUGCUUGAGCUGGCCAAGGAGCGGUUCGAUGCGCUCUCGCAGCUGAAAAAGGACGUCAUCGAGGAAACGAUCGACGAAACCGACACAAUCAGGCGCACCCGGUCGGUUUUUGAUUGAGUGUUGUGAAGUUUUACAUUUUUGUUCGAUUUGAUACA
Molecule: messenger RNA, 1942 nt
Organism: Uranotaenia lowii
Lineage: Eukaryota; Metazoa; Arthropoda; Insecta; Diptera; Culicidae
Product: potassium/sodium hyperpolarization-activated cyclic nucleotide-gated channel 4-like
Exons: 9
Coding region: 54-1904 (616 amino acids)
Source: RefSeq, a predicted model, not a curated record